This is a messenger RNA of Maylandia zebra (zebra mbuna), 2752 nucleotides long. It is a transcript of the gene ptprea, whose product is annotated as protein tyrosine phosphatase receptor type Ea. Gene Ontology annotation, molecular function: protein tyrosine phosphatase activity. Gene Ontology annotation, biological process: protein dephosphorylation. The record is from RefSeq and is a predicted model, not a curated record. Lineage: Eukaryota; Metazoa; Chordata; Actinopteri; Cichliformes; Cichlidae.
CCCACGUUCAUUCUCUCUGCAUCUGGAGACUAAGCAAAAGACAAAUAUACACCAUAGGGGUGGUGAGAAUCCCUUUAAGGCUUACAGUGCUGCUCCUCAAACAUUUUGGCUGACUCCUGCUUGAUAAACUCCUGGAAGUGAAAAGCUGAGACCCACAAGUGAUCCAGGGAUUCACGUCACUCCAACAUGCCUUCUUCUGUCUAACUACUCCCUGGAGAUAACUACAACAAUGUGACCACUCGAAUCGAUCAGAACCAUGUGACCUGCUAUUAUGGAUACGAGGAAAGGCUUACACUGAAUUAAAACUCAUCCAGUCACAAUGGUUCUACUUUUGUUUGUCACGACAACAACAGCAAACAAUUCCACAACAGUGAACAACAACAGUAAUGACGAAACCACAGGUAACCAAUACAUCAUCUCCACUGUGCUGGUUGUGUUCCUGCUGGUGCUCAUCAUCGCACUGCUAGCCUGGUACUUCCUCAGGUUAAAAAACCAGAGGAAAGCUGUAGUCACAACAGUUGACAAGAAGAUACCAAAUGGCAUCCUGGAGGAACAAGAGCUUGGACACAGUACUGAGUCGUUAUACACCAUUAUACCACCAGAGCAACAGACGGUGGUUCUUCUGCCCAGAUCCUCUUCUGCCUCCAAGACAUACUUGCCCAUCCCAGUUGACCACCUAGAGGAGGAAUACAGGCUCCGCUCAGCUGAUGAUGGCAAGCUGUUCAGGGAGGAGUACAAUUCCUUGCCAGGGGGUAAUCCCCAAGGGACAUACGAAGAAGCAAACAAGGAAGAAAAUAAGGAGAAGAACAGAUACCCCAACAUCCUUCCCUAUGAUCAUUCUAGAGUGGUGUUAACAGAGCUGGAGGGAAAUCCCUGUUCAGACUAUGUGAAUGCCUCUUACAUUGAUGGUUUCACGGAAAAGAACAAAUUCAUAGGCGCACAAGGUCCAAAAGAAGACACCGUAGCAGAUUUCUGGCGGAUGAUUUGGGAGCAGAAAGUAUCAACCGUUGUUAUGUUGACAAAUCUGAAAGAAAGAAAAGAAGACAAAUGUUACCAGUACUGGCCAGACCAGGGUUGUUGGACUUACGGAAAUGUGAGGGUAGCGGUCGAUGACUUCACAGUCCUGGUGGAUUACACCAUACGCAAGUUCUGUGUGCAAUAUCAGGCCAGUGACGCCGCUAAGACUCCCCGCCUGGUCACCCAGCUCCAUUUCACCAGCUGGCCUGACUUUGGAGUUCCUUUCUCGCCAAUUGGAAUGCUCAAAUUUCUCAAAAAGGUCAAGUCAGUAAAUCCAGACUUCGCUGGGCCCAUUGUGGUCCACUGCAGUGCUGGUGUUGGGAGGACGGGAACCUUCAUUGUAAUAGAUGCCAUGAUUGAAAUGAUGCACGCAGAGCAGAAAAUUGACGUAUUUGGGUUUGUCUCCAAGAUACGAGAGCAGCGCUCGCAACUCAUCCAGACAGAUAUGCAGUACUCAUUCAUCUAUCAGGCCUUGCUUGAAUACUACCUCUAUGGAGACACAGAACUGGAUGUUUCUUCUCUGGAAGGUCAUCUGCAGAAACUGCACAACACCUUUAAUGAUGGUGAUCGGAUUGGCCUGGAGGAAGAGUUUAAGAAACUGACUAACAUGCGCAUAAUGAAAGAGAACAUGAGAACAGGAAACCUCCCAGCCAACAUGAAGAAGAACAGAGUUCUGCAAAUUAUUCCCUAUGACUUCAACAGAGUAAUUCUUUCCAUGAGAAGAGGUCAAGAGUACACAGACUAUGUCAAUGCGUCUUUUAUAGAUGGCUACAGACACAAGGACUACUACAUUGCCACACAGGGCCCUCUGCAGCACACAGUGGAGGAUUUUUGGAGAAUGGUGUGGGAGUGGAAAUGUCACUCCAUAGUCAUGCUCACUGAGCUCCAGGAGAGGGAGCAGGACAAAUGUUGCCAGUACUGGCCGACAGAGGACUCAGUCUCCUAUGGAGACUACACAGUAGAGCUAAAGGGAGACACCCUGUGUGAAACCUUUAGCCUACGAGACUUGGUACUCACCUUUGUUCCGGAGAAGCAGACAAGGAUGAUCAGGCACUUCCACUUCCACGGCUGGCCAGAGAUCGGAAUCCCGGCCGAGGGGAAAGGCAUGAUCGACAUUAUCGCCGCAGUGCAGAAACAGCAGCAGCAGUCUGGGAACCACCCCAUUGUUGUACACUGCAGUGCUGGUGCAGGGCGAACAGGUACGUUCAUUGCACUGAGCAAUAUCUUGGAGCGAGUCAAGGCAGAAGGCCUGCUGGACGUGUUUCAAACUGUGAAGAGUUUACGCAUGCAGAGGCCUCACAUGGUCCAAACAGUGGAACAAUAUGACUUCUGCUACAGGGUGGUACAAGACUUUGUUGACAUUUUCUCAGACUAUGCCAAUUUUAAAUGAUGAGAUUUGCCUUAAACACGGUUUUUAAAUGUUGUUUUCUAAAGCCAGUUUGUCAGUUUUAUGCGUUUCCUUAACUUGGUUAAAAUAAUCUUCUAUUUUGCUAUGCACUUGUCCUACCAUUAACUCCAGCUCCUUUCUCGCUGUAAUAUAUGGUAUGUCAGUCGAUGAGAAUUGUAAAUGAAAAAGCUAGAUUAAUAAUGUAUAUUUCACAACAUGUAUGAUCAUUUCUUCAUCAUGAAGUGUUGUUUCAGAGUCCGAUUUUAGUUUUGUUGUAUAAUAUUGUACUUUAAAUGUUUGUGUUAUUUUGGAUUGACCACAUAAUAUUUUUAAAAGCUGUAGUUAUUG